Molecule: messenger RNA, 2793 nt
Organism: Lodderomyces parapsilosis
Lineage: Eukaryota; Fungi; Ascomycota; Pichiomycetes; Serinales; Debaryomycetaceae
Gene: SEC27
Product: coatomer subunit beta'
Exons: 1
Coding region: 1-2793 (930 amino acids)
Biological process (GO): endoplasmic reticulum to Golgi vesicle-mediated transport; intracellular protein transport; intra-Golgi vesicle-mediated transport
Cellular component (GO): COPI vesicle coat
Molecular function (GO): protein binding; structural molecule activity
Source: RefSeq, a predicted model, not a curated record
AUGAAAUUAGAUAUAGCAAAAACAUUCAGUCACCAUUCGGAUCGUGUCAAGGGUAUCGAUUUCCAUCCAACAGAACCAUGGAUCUUGACAACAUUGUACAAUGGGAAAGUUGAAAUCUGGUCAUACGCCACAAAUGUAUUGGUUAAGUCUAUACAAGUUACUGAGUUACCUGUGCGUACUGGUAAGUUUAUUGCCAGAAAGAAUUGGAUUGUGGUUGGAGCUGAUGAUUUCCAAAUUCGUGUUUACAAUUACAAUACUGGUGAAAAAGUUACCCAGUUUGAGGCUCACCCUGAUUAUAUUAGAUCCAUUGCUGUUCAUCCUACAAAACCAUACAUUUUGAGUUCAAGUGAUGAUUUGACCAUCAAGUUGUGGAAUUGGGAUAAUAAUUGGAAAUUGGAACAAGUUUUUGAGGGCCACCAACAUUAUGUCAUGAGUGUUAACUUCAAUCCCAAGGAUCCAAAUACUUUUGCUUCUGCUUGUUUGGACAGAACUGUCAAAAUCUGGUCAUUGGGAAGUUCACAUCCAAAUUUCACCUUGAUUGCUCAUGAUACCAAGGGAGUCAAUUUCGUUGAUUAUUACCCACAAGCUGAUAAGCCUUAUUUGAUUACUGCCAGUGAUGACAAGACUAUUAAAGUAUGGGAUUAUCAAACCAAAUCAUGUGUUGCCACCUUGGAAGGGCAUUUGUCGAAUGUAUCGUUUGCAAUUUUCCAUCCAGAAUUGCCAGUCAUUGUAUCAGGAUCAGAAGAUGGCACUGUUAGAUUUUGGAACUCAAACACCUUCAAAUUGGAAAAAUCGAUAAACUACAGCCUUGAAAGAGCAUGGUGUGUUGGUGUACUACCAAAAUCCAAUGUCAUUGCCGUGGGGUUCGAUUCAGGAUUUGUCAUUGUUAAAUUGGGCAGUGAAGAGCCAUUAUUUUCGUUGGACUCAAACAAUAAGCUAAUAUAUGCCAAAAAUUCAGAAGUUUUCCAAUCAGUUAUUAAACCAAAUGCCACACAAGGAUUAAAGGAUGGAGAGUCCUUGCAUUUGCAGCAAAGAGACUUGGGAACUAUUGAAGUUUUUCCACAAUCUUUGGACCACUCUUCUAAUGGUAGAUACGCUGCAGUUUGUGGUGAUGGUGAAUAUAUCGUGUACAGUGCAUUGGGAUGGAGAUCGAAAGCUUAUGGCAGUGCACUUGAUUUUGUUUGGAACUCUCAUGACACGUCUGCUGCAUGCCCCUUUGCCAUUAGAGAAUCCACUGUUAGUGUCAAAGUUUAUAAAAAUUUCCAAGAAUCGCUAAUUAUUGACUUGUUGUACCAAGCUGACAAGAUUUUUGCCGGAUAUUUGUUGGGUGUAAAGUCCGAAGGAUGUAUUUCAUUCUAUGAUUGGGAACAAGGGAAAUUGGUGAGAAGGGUUGAUAUUGAUGAUGAUAUCACUGAUGUUGUAUGGUCUGACAAUGGUCAGUUGUUGGCAAUAGUUACCAGUUCAAGCACAGGUGAAAAAUCAACCGCUGUCACUGGUGCAAAAACUAGUGACGAAACAUACUUUUUGAGUUAUGAUCAAGAAGUAUUUGAACAAGCUGUUGCCAACGGUGAAUUGGAUGCAGAAGAAGGAGCGGAAACUGCAUUUGACGUGUUGUACACGUUACCCACCUCAGAACCUAUCUUGUCAGGAAAGUUUAUUGGUGAUGUUUUUGUGUACACUACAGCAACUACCAACAGAUUGAACUACUUUGUUGGUGGAGAAGUUAUCAACUUGGGUCAUUUUGAUCGCAAGUUUUACAUACUUGGUUACAAAGCUCAAGAUGGUAAACUUUAUCUCAUUGAUAAAUCAUUUGACGUUAUAUCGUGGUACAUCAAUGCUGAAGUUUUGGAGUUACAAACGUUGGUAAUGAGGGGCGAUUUGGAACAAUUUGCAACUCAAAAUGUGUUGGAUGAAGAGACGGGUGAGGAAGCUCCUGAUUUGGCUACAGUUACAAUUGAUAAUCUUUCCGAAGAAUACAAUGCACUCAUUUCCAACUACUCCAAAACCGAGCUUAACCAACUUUCACGAUUUUUUGAGAAAUUGGGAUACUUGUCAUUGUCUUAUGCAUUGUCACAAGAUUUCGAUUCUAAAUUUCAAAUUGCUUUAACCACAGAAAACUUGCAACAGGCUUACGAAUUAUUAUCAAAACAACAACAACAAAGCCCAUCUCUUGCAUUGGCCAAUGUACAGAAGUGGAAGAAGCUUGGUGAUUUGGCAUUGAACAAAUGGAACUUAAAAAUGGCUCAGGAAUCGUUUUGGCUAGCCAAUGACUAUUCUUCAUUGUUGUUACUUUUAUCUUCAACAAACAACAAGGCACAAUUGAUCAAAUUAGCUGAAAAAUGUGAGGAGAAGGGAAGGUACAACAUAUCGUGGCAAGCAUGGUGGCUUGUGGGUGAUGUCAAUAAGUGUUUAGAUUUACUAAUCAAGAGUGGCAGAUACCCAGAAGCGAUUUUGUUUGGAAGAAAUUAUGGCGUUGAUCAUGAGAGGUUAUCAAAUUAUAUUAAAGAAUUCAAGGAUGUUUUGAAACUGAAAAAGAAGGAUAAAAUUAGUGAACGUUUGAUUGAUGAUUUUGAGGACCUAAGUAUCAACAACGGAGUGGCUUCUGAUGGUGAUGUUGCUGCAACCGCUGCUACGGCUGCUCCGUUGAUCAACUUAGAAGAAGAAUCACAAGAGAAACAAGAAGAUGAUGUAGGAGAAAGGGAAACUGAAGCUAAGGAAGUUCACGAGGUUGAAUUGGAAAAGGAGAAUGAUGAUGCUAACGGUGGUGUUGAAGUGACCGAAACAAAAGAUUGA